CCCGCCCGCCAGCCCGCUCGCCGCCGCUGCCAUGGCUCUCCUGCACACCCGCCGGCUCCUCGCCGCCCCGCGCCUCGCCGCCGCCCGCGCCAGCUCAUGGUGGUCCCAUGUGGAGAUGGGUCCCCCCGACCCCAUCCUGGGGGUGACAGAAGCUUUCAAGCGCGACACCAACUCCAAGAAGAUGAACCUGGGUGUAGGGGCGUACCGGGAUGACAACGGGAAGCCGUACGUCCUGAGCUGUGUUCGCAAGGCGGAGGCCAUGAUAGCAUCCAAGAAGAUGGACAAGGAGUACUUGCCCAUUGCGGGGCUAGCGGAUUUCACCCGGGCAUCCGCAGAACUGGCUCUGGGUGAAAACAGUGAGGCUUUCAAGAGCGGCCGGUAUGUCACUGUGCAGGGUAUUUCUGGGACUGGAUCUCUGCGAAUUGGAGCCAACUUUUUGCAACGGUUCUUCAAGUCUAGCCGUGAUGUGUAUCUACCCAAACCGUCCUGGGGCAAUCACACACCCAUUUUCCGUGAUGCUGGCCUGCAGCUUCAGGCUUACCGCUACUACGACCCCAAGACGUGCAGCCUUGACUUCUCUGGAGCCAUGGAAGACAUUUCCAAAAUUCCAGAGAAGAGCAUCAUCCUCUUGCAUGCUUGUGCUCACAACCCCACUGGGGUGGAUCCCCGGCAGGAGCAAUGGAAGGAGUUGGCGGCUGCGGUGAAGAAACGAAACCUCCUCGUGUACUUCGACAUGGCCUACCAGGGCUUUGCCAGCGGGGACAUCAACCGGGAUGCCUGGGCUGUGCGGCAUUUCAUCGAGCAGGGCAUCAACGUCGUCUUGUCACAGUCCUACGCCAAGAACAUGGGGCUGUACGGGGAGCGUGCGGGUGCCUUCACGGUGAUCUGCAGUGACGCAGAGGAAGCCAAGAGGGUCGAGUCACAGCUGAAGAUCCUCAUCCGCCCUAUGUACUCCAACCCACCCCUGAACGGAGCCCGCAUCGCCUCUAUCAUCCUGAACACCCCUGACCUACGGAAGGAGUGGCUCGUGGAGGUGAAGGGCAUGGCCGACCGGAUCAUCAGCAUGCGGACUCAGCUGGUGUCCAACCUCAAGCAAGAGGGAUCCUCCCACAACUGGCAGCACAUCACUGACCAGAUCGGCAUGUUCUGCUUCACGGGGCUGAAGCCUGAGCAGGUGGAGCGGCUGAUCAAGGAGUUCUCCAUCUAUAUGACAAAGGACGGACGAAUCUCUGUGGCGGGAGUUACGUCGGGCAAUGUAGGUUACCUGGCUCAUGCCAUCCAUCAAGUCACAAAGUAAAGACAAAGGUGUGCCCUGGAGGUGGUGGCUUUCCCUUCCCCACCGGUCGAAGAUGGGGAGGGAAAGGAAACAAGCAGAAUACUUCCAACCACAGCACUUGAUGCCGCUGCUGAAUGUAUCUUGUAGAUGAGUUGAUGUAGAAGCCUAGUCAAAACUGCCCUGCGUUGUGGAGCAGGGACAUCAUUGCUGGCUCCCGCUCGUCACAGCCGUUCUCCCCUGCUGUCCAUCCUUUGUCCGUCAGCCCCAGCACCCAUCUGCGCUGGAGGAAGCAAAUGCUUUAGCGCUGCCAUCCUACCGGCGUAGGCACCAAAGGCUUCCCCACGUUCGUUUCUCCAUGAGGCGGCUUUGUGAGGCUGUUGGCCGCUGGCCCAAGCGGCAGCGGGUGGGUAGCUGGGUGGGCUGAGUGGGAGGGCGGCUUAGGUGUGCCCCUGCCACCUCCUCGGCCAGUCCCUGCUGCCAGCAGGCUCUGUCCUCCUCCAGCCUCCUAGCCUGGGACUGGGCAGCGCCAAAGCUGCCCUCCGACAACCAGCUCGGUGGACUUCUCGCUACUAAAAUCUGCUCCGUGGUUGGCUUUGCUCCUUCCAUCUGGGAAUCUCCUUUCAGGUGUAAUUCACAGUGGCAUUGGUGUGUGGGGCGGACCAGUAUCCCUCCUCUAAACCUGCCUGGUUCUCCUGACUUCACUCCAGUGCCCUGAGGUGAAACAAUUUCUCACUGCCCCAAUAAGAACCUCCUCUGAAAACUGCUCUCUGUUGGUCUCUGCCUCUCCCCGUUCCUGUACCAACCCCAGCAGCCCUCCCUGCAAAGCCGAGUCUUUGCGUGUGUCCCAAAGGUGUGAGCCAAGAGGUGGGCCACGCUCUGUCCACCCUCACGUGGGGGUCUGGGGUGUCCCUCAUCUGCUCUGUUCAGCCAAAUUUCUGGUGACACCAGCAAACAGGAGGGAAAGAUCCCGAGGGAAUUCUGAGAGCUGAUGACUCAAAAAACAUUAUGUCCUUCUAAACUGAGUGUCCCUGAGGCCCUGUGACUCACUGGACUCUUGAUUUUUAAUCCGAAUAAACUGGCGCAUGGCUGUGUCGAGCUGGGGACUUCCUCGUGUCAUCGCACAGCUGGAUCCUGUCCCUUCCAUGCACCAAACGUUCCCUCUCGGGGACAUGCCGGCACGGGGGAUCUGGUAUGGCCAGUGAAACCCUAAUCUCCCGAGAAUCCCAUGUAGAGAGAGGGCAGUUCCCACCCGUGUGCUACAAGAGCACCGGGGGGGUGAGAGCUGAGGCUGCCCCAGGCAGAAGUCGGUGUCACAGAGCUGAAAUUGAAGCCUAUGGAGUUGAACGCAGGUGUCACUGGGGAGAGCACGAGUUCCCAAAGGCCAUCUACCCUGUGCCCGGCCACCGGAGCCUGACGGCGUUUCUCCUUGUAGCAGGCAAAGGUGCCUCCCUAGGCGGAUGCGGAGGGGUUACCUCUGAGUCUGCGUGAGCUUUCUCCAUCCACUGGCGCCUUUGCAGCCAUACCAGGGCAUGUAGCAGAGCAGUCCUUGUUUCUCAUUCCUUCCCAGAGCAGCCACGUUCUCCGGGGAGCCAGGACGGGCCUGGCUAGUGCACGCUGUCACUGUGCCCUGUGCUGGCAGAGGAAGAGCUGCUUGCGCAGGCCGAGGAGAGCUGGAGCUUCCCGUUGCUCCCCGACGGACGGCUUGCACUUUAACGGUGACGAUAGUUUACAUGGCCCGGUGCCCGCAGCUGCUGCUUGCUCCCAUUUGUGCAAUAAGCCGCUUUCCCUGCUGCAACCGCCGCCAUGGGUGCAGCCCCACGGCGCUGUGGGUUCUCGUGCUGUGGUCCUUGGUUCUGCGUGGCUCCGCAGCUGCCUCCUCCUGCCUCUCCUGGUUGCAGAGAGCCUUUUUACUUUGCGUUAGGCUUUUCUGCUGCCCGUUCUCUGUUAAAAUAAAAGUAGAGCUGGAGCACA
Gymnogyps californianus (California condor) is the source of this 3247-nucleotide messenger RNA. It is a transcript of the gene GOT2, whose product is annotated as glutamic-oxaloacetic transaminase 2. The record is from RefSeq and is a predicted model, not a curated record. The transcript is spliced from 10 exons. Gene Ontology annotation, cellular component: mitochondrion. NCBI's taxonomy places the organism in Eukaryota, Metazoa, Chordata, Aves, Accipitriformes, Cathartidae. Gene Ontology annotation, biological process: biosynthetic process; L-aspartate catabolic process. Gene Ontology annotation, molecular function: L-aspartate:2-oxoglutarate transaminase activity; pyridoxal phosphate binding. The coding region runs from base 32 to 1297 and encodes 421 amino acids.